Molecule: messenger RNA, 4738 nt
Organism: Polistes canadensis
Lineage: Eukaryota; Metazoa; Arthropoda; Insecta; Hymenoptera; Vespidae
Exons: 5
Coding region: 105-1733 (542 amino acids)
Source: RefSeq, a predicted model, not a curated record
UCAAUAAAUGGUGUGCAAUGUUGUGUGCACAUGACAGUCGGAGGUGAUUAUGUCAAAACAUAGCACGAAUCCGUAUUAUUUUUGAUUGUGGGUAAAUGAAAUAAAUGCUUUUCACCAAAAUGACUGGUAGCACAAAGAGAAAAUUGGCGAUAUUCAUAGGAACGUCUAAAUGUCUAAUUUAUGCAGAAGCCAAAUACUGUGCCUCUGAAAUGCCUGAACAAAGAAAAUAUUAUGAGUGUUCUAGAAGUGAAUAUUGUUGCGCCUUCGGCUGCUGUGUGUCUCCUGGACUUCAUUUUCAUCAUUUAUGGUAUUAUUGGAUCUUAGUUAUAAUUAUGUUUUUGGUGUGUUCCGGAGGUGGUUGGUGGUAUCGAUACAGGUUACAGGGAAGAUAUAGAGCCGCUGCAUCAGCCAUUCCAAGCAGACCUUCUAAUUCGAGAACACAAAAUACGCUUCGAGGUCAAACUUGCCAACCACAGCAAGCUCGUAUUUCUUACAAUUCAGCAAGAAACACCGUUCUAUUACAUCGUAUGUGGAAAGGUCCUCAAAGGAAUGGAACAUCUCUUAAUUUCAAUGGGAACGCUACGACGUCAACACAUUAUCAAAAUAUGAAUGUAGUGCUAAACGAUGCCAAUUGUCCCUACUAUCAAUUGUAUGGUCCACCACCGAGUUACGAAACGGUGAUUGCUGAAACUCGGGGGAAGACGUUAUCGUCGCCCACGUCAUCGGAAGUAGGAGCUGCCAGGUUGAACUUGGAAGCAGAAAGCAACGUGAUAACGAAUCCGAGUGUACCUUCAUAUUUCGCUUAUCCGUGCAGUCCGGCGAGAUUGAAUCCCGUCCUAAUGAAUUCGGAUUCGCGUAGUCAACAGUCCAUGCAGCAGUGUGUAAAUGGUCCGGUGAAUUCUCAACCGAGCAACGCUGAGGAUUGUACACAGGAGAACGCAGCGUACGUUCGUUUUCCGUCGUAUUGUCAGGCGGAGAACGCUGUCGGUAGUCCUGCUGCCAUUGCAAGACAGAAUUACUGUGUUUCUCCUUUGCGACAGGAGCGGAGUUCGGCAACGCUUUCGCCGAUUGACACUUUUGAAUUUCCACCGAUUGUUCAUAAUAUUCCGAGAAGAGGUAAUACGCUUAAACCUGAAGUCGACUCGAGCAACUCAAGAGAACGAAAGGUUUUAAGAGAUGUUUGUAAGGAUGUGGAGUAUACAGUUUCCCAGGUGCGCGGACACAUGAAGCUUGAGAAGUGUCCAUCGAACGAUAGAUACGGAAAGUACCGUCAGCAAGUAUGGAAAGAGAAUAUGAAGCAUGACGAUGUAGAUGAAUUUUUCUCGGUCGUUCAUUCAAGUACAACGGAGAAACCGGAUGAGAUCGAGGUUGGCCGAAAUAGCUCUGGUGGAUUAUUCAAAGUCGUCGGCAAAUAUGCCAGCGGUUCAAAGCACGAUGAGGAACAGCAGAAUGAAGAAGAAAGAAGAGAGGAGGACGACGAUGAAGAAGAAGCCAGGGACUAUUUAGGUUCUCAAGAAAGGAUCUUCGUGCGAACGACUUUUGCUUUGUCUGAGAAUGCAAAAAGGAAAUACAAUUUCGUAAAACGCGUUCUCACGGACGUCGCUACAAGUCCUCAAUCAAAUCCAUCCAAUAAUGUGAUAGCGGGGUCCUUCGUUUCUGCCGCGACGAGAACGAAUGCCGACUCUGAUGUUGAAAGUAAACGUAGAUUAGACAGAUCGAAGUCGUUAGAUUAAAUACUGCGUCCGUUUUUAUUCGUGCUCUGAUUAAUGAUUCCUCGUCAAUCUAUCGCUUAUUCAUGUAUAUGUUGUUCGUCGUAUCUGAUCGAUCCGUACUCCAGUUAGAAAAAAAAGGAGGCACAUGUUAAAGCCAUUCAUAGAAGUCACUUACGUCGCACGUGCCGAUAAAAUAGAUAUGAUAUUCGAAUAUGAUUUUUAAUUGUUUAAAUUAAGUAUAUAUGUUCUAUCUACUGGGAUAAUGCGAAAGCGUUUUGCAUUUCUCUUUAUUUUUCUAAAAAUUCAUGUAACUUCGUAGCAACUCAUGUAAUAUAGUAUUAAUUGAUGGUUCUUCUUCUCGCUAAUAUUUAUAGACUUUAUUAUAGGUAGAUUUCUCAUUUAGUUUUUUAUUUUAUAAUUUUCUUUAGUUUAUCGUUAAAUAUUUAACCAUAGGUUAUGAUACUUUUUACUGUAAGUUAAACUCUUCCGUAAAAUUUACUACUCGAAAAAAAAACUUGUGUGUGUAAUUUGACAAAAUAAUAUUUUUAUUGAUUUUUUGGAACAAUAUUCAUAUAUUUGUUAUCCUAUAUUAUUGGCUGUGUGACGUAUAUGGUGUGUUUCGAAAGGUUACUGGCAAAUUUAAGUAGCAUGUGGAGAAAUAGAAAAUAGAACAACUUUCGAAUUAAAAAUCAUUCGAAAUAAUCCUGGGUUAAUAAAAGACAAACAUCAUCCAAUAACUUUUCAACAGUUCACUAGUAUCUCGAGGAACAACGUUAAUUACGUACAUUGCAUCAUAUAUUUAGGUCUUCCACGACAAAUUCGAAUAGCCGCUAUCCAAGAGAAUAUAUAUAAAUAAUUACUUGUGCGAAAGAAUAAUUAUCUAAAUAUUGUUCUUACAUUAAAAGGCUUGUGCUGACUGAGACUAAUUUGGAAAAACGUGGUUUAUUAGUCGAAAGUUGUUCUAGUUUGACCCUUUCGCUAAAAUUUGUCGGCAAUCUUUUAAAACACUUUGUAGCUAUAGAAAAUCUUGUAUUUGGCUAGUCAAGUUCCCAUUUUUCUCAACAGAAGUUCAUUGUCCAACUUAUUUUUCAUUGCCUGUCUAUUUGUCUCUGUCUUUCCACACUUUUCCUAUUGUCUUUUUCUCUUUAUAAUCGAGUAUACAUCUUUUCUUACCAUUCCUAAAUUUCGACAUUAAAAAUUAUGAACUUAAAUUUUCCAACUUUCGGAUAUAAAUUUAUUCUUACAUAUGUAUUUUUAUCUUGUGCUUGGAGAAUAAUCCAAUGCAUAUGUAUUUAUGUAUGUAUAUAUAUAUAUUGUACAUAGAUAUACACGUAUAUACAUACAUACAUACAUACAUACUAAACGUGUAAUACAUGAAACAUGUUGUCGAUAUAAUUUAUUUUCCGAUGAAAGAUGUGAAAAAUUUGAGUCGUAACUUUAUUGGCUUUCCAAUACGAACAUUUGUCUUUACGAUUUACCUUAUAUAUAUAUGGGACCACUGCCCGUAGUGAUAUAUAAGAUCAGUCCGAAAUAAUAAGCUGCGUACAAUCUUUUUUUUAUAAGCCCAUUUAUGAAUCGUUUAAUAGUAAAUCGUUGUUUCAUUUUAUUUAUCUCAUUACUCAUUACGAUAAUGAGUAAUUAUGUUGUAAAUAAUCUAUGAAACAUUUUCGUUCGUGUUGGUAGUUAUUUACGUUACAUGUAAUGUUACAUUGUGUAUGCGGAGUUUCUAUAUUUUAAAGUUGAUAGUCAUUCAUUCGAUUUACGCACAAAGUGGAGAAAACAAAAAAAAAAAAGAAUCAAUGUCGAUCUUAUAUUCAGUCCAUUUCACAUUCUACGUCGAUGUGAUAAACGUCAUUUUUCUAAUCUUCAUCUUUGCACAGAUCAUUAUACUUUACGAAACAGAUAAAUUUUAAAUAUUAUACAUAUAUAACGUUUGAAUCCAUAGGAUAAUUUACAAUGACUAUCUUGUCGUAUUUUUUAAUAAGAAACAACCAAAAAUAAUAUAAAUAUAUAUAUUUAAAAUAAUAUAAAUAUAUAUAUAUAUUAUAUUAAUAUUUAUAGAUUUCGAUGAUGGGUAAACGCCGCGUUUCUAAUCGGGCUCCUUACGAGAGUUUAGUCUUUACCAAUAAUGCACGUUAUUUCAGUCUUAUUAGUAUUAAGGACUAAGGAAAGCACAUUAAACAAUCAAUUAUCGGAAUAUUGAAGCGUUAAACCGUCAUUUUAAAAGAAGGAUUUCUAGUUUGCUUGAGCUAUUAUAUGUAAUACACAACGCAUAGCGAGACGAUAUAAGAAGCUAAUAUCGAAGAAAGCUUCCAAUAAAAAAUGAUUGUACUUAUCUACGUAGAAAAUAAGAACAGAAUAUGAUUGAGACAAAGAUGAAGAGAUGACGAUUAUUAUUCGAUCGAUUGUACAGACCCGAGUACGUUUUCUUAUAUUCAAAUAAAUACACGUUCUAUUUCUUACUCGCUUACAUAUCCUUACGUGAUCCUAAUCUAUAUAAGAUCGCAAUAAACAUGCGAUUGCGUAACGUUAACGCAAUGAUUAUCAUGUAUUACUGCUGAAGAGUAAAAUCUAAAAUUGAUUAUUUUAUUAUAUAUACAUACAUACAAACAUAUAUGUAUAUAUAUAUUGUAUUAAGUAAAGCAAUUAAUUCGAUGCCUUUUAAACAAAUUUAUUAUCUAUUUAUAAAUUAAUCGUACAUCUGUCAUUCUUCGAAAUAAUCUUCAUUAUUUUCGAUAACUUUGGUCCAUUUUUCAGGCAACUGCCGAAUACUUUGACGAUUAAAAAAAAGUAGAUGGCGAUUUUGAUGGAAUGAAUUUAAUAUGAAGGUAUCGAAUUAAUUGCUACACCUUAUAUAUAUAUAUAUAUAUAUAUAUAUAUAUAUUAAUACGAGAUACGCUAUUAUAAAAUAAGUAUUACGACGUCCAUCAGGGAAUAAUGUAUUAUGUAUGUAUAUCGAGCGAUGCCAGAAAGUCGGCUUCUACAGUGCCACGUUCCGACGUGUUUUGUUUUUCUCAAUGAGAUUU